CGACGCGAUUCCGAUUCACCACAAAUCGAUUCCCCGGUCUGCACGAGUCGAGUGAUGGUACAGUGUCCAGUGAUUGUACAGUGGCACAGUGAUUGUACAGUGCACAGUGAUUGUACAGCGGUACAGUGAUUGUACAGUGCACAGUGAUUGUACAGUGGUACAGUGAUUGUACAGUGAUACAGUGGGGUUCGCGCUCAUUGUGCGCACUGCGCUCGCCGUGCCAACCCACACGGCUCACCCCCCCCCCCCAUUCUUGUGCAGGGGAAUUGAGUUUGCGGCCCAUACGACGUACAGCCGUCUCCAUACGGGCAACGGCAAAAUCAACAUGGGUGUGCGUCCCCAUGUCAUAGUACAUUCAAGUUGAGUUUAGUUACAGCUCCUGCCGCCCCCCCACCCCUCACCCGGUCGCGAUGAGUGGCGGAGCCGCGGGGCCGUGCGCGGUGCGGAGCGCGUGGGGGGCCAUGCGGGGCCCCCCUCUGUCUGCCGCGCUGCGGGUGGUGCGGGAGGAGGAGGAGGGCAGAGCGGGGGGCCGGGGUCCUGGGGACGGGGUGGAGCUGGUGCGGCUGUGCAGGCCUUGUGGGGAGGAGCAGCAGCAGCAGCAGGGCAGCAGCAGUAGCAGCUGCACGGUGGAGCUGAGCUGCUCCGGCCACGAACUUUUGGUGGCGGCCGUGAGCCUGGAGAGCGAAGCGCGGACCGUGGAGCUGUAUGCCGAGGGGGAGUACGUGGGGAGCGCGCGGGGCCAGCCCCUGCCCGGAGGAGGACCUUAUCCUGACAAUGGUGAAGAGGUGAACCUGUACAAGACGCACAUCUGCCUCGAGUUUCCAUCGCCAUCCUGCGAGCUCAAGUUGAUGUCACUGGGUGACAAGGAGUAUGUGAGGAUCAGAACCCUGACCGUGUUGGUUCGUGAGCGAGGGGCCCUGGGUGGAGCGGUGAUGAUUCCCGGUGUGACGCCCACGGUGGACAUGGACAGGGUGUGCUCCAUGAUGGAGUCGAUGGGAGCAACGCUGUCUCCAGGCGCACAGAGCCUCAUGGGCCUGGUGCAGCAGCAUCAGCAGAAUCGGAAGGCUGCCGGCAGCACACUUCAGGGCAUGCUCAUGGCGGGAUUCUGCUCCCCUCUCGGCGGGGUGGACGUUGCUUCCAUGCUGAAGCUCGGCAUGGCCGCCGCCAACGCAGCGGGCGCAACACGGGGCCCGGCCCUCGGUGGCGCCCUCCCCAGCGAUGCGCUGAGUCGCUCUCUUCACGUGGCUCCGUCAGAAGAUUGCCGCGAGCCGCCGGCACCAGGAGACAGGAAUUCUCCGGCUCUUGCAGAAGGCGCCUCGGGAAGUACGAGGAGUGAUAAUGGCCCCGGCGCUAGCAACGGCACCCGGCCGUCGCCAAACGCCGCACAGGCACCAAGGAGCGACGCCAACGCGGCCUCGGCAUGCCAGGCCUUGGCGAGCCAUGCACAUCAGCAGAGCAGGAAGCGGUGCGUGGAGAAUGAGGAGGGAGAGCCGGCUGAUGCAGAAGCGACACCGAGAAGCCCUGGUCACUGGGAUGACCCGGAGCGGACACGGGGGGACUCGAGAGACGGCAGCUCAUUGGGGAAGUGGAGCGACGAAGCGAACGUAGGUGCCCGCCCGGUGUCGCAGCACAGGGAGGAUCGCCGUCAGCAAGGACCGCCACCGGCGCCGGGCGGUGGCGCUGGCAGUGCGGAGGACGCACGCUCUCUGGAGAGGCUGCUGCUGGCCCGAGUGGAGGAGUCGGAGAGGAGACUGAUGGGCUUCGUGGACCUGCGACUGCAGGCCCUGCAGGCCCACAUUGAUGCACAGUUCACGGCCGUUCGCCGGCUCAUCAUAGACAGCGUCGGUGCGCCCAAGGCAGCCGGAGAGACCCGGAGUGCGGGGUGGGACUCCGUUCCUAAUUAAACAUCUGUCACGGAUUGUGCCACGGAGCCAACACAGUCGUGACUCAGACUGACGGAUGUUUCUACGUAUUGUGUGCAUCCUAAAAAGUAUCAAAGCCAUCGAUUUGCUUUGUGUAUUCUUCCUCCCACGUGUCGACGGGUCACCGGUGAUCUUGACACGUUUUCCCUGCUCAGGUGGCCGCUUGUCUCCGGGGCGUCUGUGAGAGCCAGUCGAGGCUGCAGGCAUGACUCGGUGGAACAAAGUUGCCGUAUUUUGGGGAAUUAAGGUUUCUAGACCGGUGGACAAAAGCCCACCCCACGUCAUUCACUGUUGCCAAUGAGGCUAUUCUAGUAUAUUGAGUUCUCGCCUGGUUGAACAAAUAAACUUGAACUUCACCAAGGUAUGUCUCCAAGUGAAUAUAAAACCACAAAGCCCCUUGUACACUUCAGGAAAAAAGCGUUGCAGCGGUUCCAAGUGAGCAGAGUACCUCCGGAUAUUGUAAUUAUCAUGAAGCUUCAAAUGAAGAGGAUCCGACGGAUAUAUUACAAAGGUGAACUUGUCAGGUGUGUAACUUCUUGGCGAGACUGCAGUGCCUAUUUGUCAAAGUGCUUUGAGACGCGUAUCCGGGAAUCGGCGUUGCAGGCAGUUGUAUCGUUCUCCAGGUCGCCUGUCACUAUCUUGCUGGUGGGAUGGUCAGGGCGAUCUGCUGCUGCUCAAAUUGAGCCUUGAGGCAUUGGUGCUCAUCUCUCGUUUACAGCCCUGAGCCAGUGGUGGAAAUUCCACAUUCCAAUGGCAGGGUCGAGUCUUACC
Lethenteron reissneri (Far Eastern brook lamprey) is the source of this 2693-nucleotide messenger RNA. RefSeq names its product chromosome 8 C10orf88 homolog (gene C8H10orf88). Lineage: Eukaryota; Metazoa; Chordata; Hyperoartia; Petromyzontiformes; Petromyzontidae. The record is from RefSeq and is a predicted model, not a curated record.